AUGCGCAGAAGACGGCCACAAGUCUACUCGCACCCUUGGCAAGUACCUGCUGCGCCACACCACCACCUGCCUCGUCGCCAGCCUCAUGUACAAACAAGCCUGCGACCGUGGUGUUGCGUUGUGCUUGCAGGACGUGUUGAACCUGAAGAUGAAGCGCGAGCUUGGCUACGUGCAAGCACUCAACUUGGCUGCUGGAUUAUCGAUCUCGAGCGACUUAACCCCGAAGCCGGCUGCCAUGGCAACGUUAGAUCUGCUUUCACUUUUUGUAUGUUGAUUUAGAUUUUUUUUUAAGGGGUUUAGGAUUACGGAGAAAGGUCUAAAUACUGGCAAAAAGUGAAAGCGUCAUAAGUGUUCCCUCGUCGUACUCUUAUCAGUCUGACUCUAACAACAUCGUCAUCUGCAGGACGCACCACCGGCUUCACAACCUAAGAAGGACAAGACCGAGACCGGCAAUGCUGGCGCGGGUGGUAGCUCGUCCUUGAUGCCGCCCUUGAAGGACAAGGACGAGGAAGGCGGCAAGAAGGAUGAGGGCAAGGCGGACAUCGGACCACCAGCGAAGGUCCGGCGUGGUGGCAAGAAGAAGAAGUAGAUCGUGUGGUGUCAAGAGUGUCGGGAGUCUAGGGGGCUUCCGCUAUCAUAUUGAGACUCAACAGAAGUAGAUAGGCACAAACUUUUAGAGCAGAGCGAGAGUUUUCGCAUCUUUUGCGACUUGAGACGAGCAUCGUUGACUAAUUUCCUUAUUGGUCAUUUAUCCCAUUACCUUACUUGAUUUCCAUUUGUUCUUUCGUUUUGUUUUUGUUUAAAAUUUAGAUUAUUUAGAAUGUGGCCAUCUUGUAUCCGUUUAUUUGAGAGAAGGAGGAGUUGGCAGAUGCCAGCCCACCUCCUUUCCAGUUUGAUUUUUUGCGUUUCUACUCCAAGAGAUUUAGUAGUAGCGCAGCACAUUAGUCGACCUAUGAACUCAUAACGAGCAACAGCGUUUUCCGCUGAGAUGGUUGCUGGUCAUCGUCAUCUCAUGGCACUACAACAUGAGAGGAGGCUUGUGAUUUUUCGGAUGUUGUCUGUUGUGAUCGCGCUCUGCAGAUGUGUGUGCAAAUGCUCCAGCUGAGAGCGUGCCACAGGCGCUACUUGUUACUUUGCUUUCGAGGCGUUCGCGUUUUGUGAAUCUUGUUGUCCGCAGUCGCCCUAAUCGUACUGAGCGCUAACUUUACAAAAAGGGAAACGCAGGACCCCUCUGCGUGCUUGUGAGAGAGAGGCUUCGCCACUCGCCAGCUACUGCGUGGUCGGGCAUCGUUCUGUUAGGAGGGCCAGGUG
Molecule: messenger RNA, 1311 nt
Organism: Amoebophrya sp. A25
Lineage: Eukaryota; Dinophyceae; Syndiniales; Amoebophryaceae
Source: the annotation of a GenBank genome assembly